Messenger RNA from Drosophila hydei, 2361 nucleotides. Its product is annotated as solute carrier family 46 member 3. Gene Ontology annotation, biological process: transmembrane transport. The coding region runs from base 236 to 2038 and encodes 600 amino acids. The record is from RefSeq and is a predicted model, not a curated record. Gene Ontology annotation, cellular component: membrane. Lineage: Eukaryota; Metazoa; Arthropoda; Insecta; Diptera; Drosophilidae. Gene Ontology annotation, molecular function: transmembrane transporter activity. The transcript has 5 exons.
AACACCGCUGGUUUACGUAUAUAGUAAAGCUCGUUAACUAAGCCCUCUACAAAAAAAAAAAGUUAUAAAACAACAACAACAAUAGACAACACACAGCGUUUGUCAUGCUGUAGCUGUUGCAAGCAAAAAGGAAAAACUCUGAAAAGAAAUCAAAACACAGACAUCCUGGCUGCGAGCGUUGAUCAAGGAAUUGAAAUACGACUAAUACAACAGAUAGUUAACUAAAAACUUGAAGAUGUCACCCAAAGACGGCGUCGGCAUUGACCCGCCGAAGCAUAACAAUAAAUAUACGCUUAGUCACCCCGCAAUGUCUACAGCGACGCAGUUGGGGCAGGAGAAGACAGCAGAUGGCAAGACAGCAGCGCCAACAGCUCAGCGCACCUGGCGCGAAAAGCUGCGACUGGUGGCCAACAACAUCACUGUGGAGCCCAUACUCGCCGCGUAUAUCAUGCCCAGCGUGCUCUCGAAUUUGGCCACACAGAAUCUGAACUUGGAGAAGGCGUGCCGGGUAAACAUGGCCUAUGGGGAUGAGAUCUGCGAUGCGCUAACUCGCCGUCAGACGGCCAACUAUACGAUGGAGGAGGAAACAGUGCAACAGAUGGUCGCUCGUAUGGCUGCAUGGAAGACGGUGAUUCAAUCGCUCUUUCCCUGCCUGCUGAUCCUGUUCUGGGGCUCCUGGAGCGAUCGGCAUCGGCGUCGCAAGCCCUGCAUUCUCAUACCAGUGGUGGGCGAAUUUCUCGGCGUUGUCGGCCUAAUGCUCUGUGUCUACUUCGAGAACGCACCAAUGGAGGCGGCCGCACUCACGGAGGCCAUAUUCCCAUCGCUCAGCGGUGGCUGGUUCACUAUGCUGAUGGGCGUCUUCAGCUACAUUGCGGACAUAACCACCGAGGAGGAGCGCACUCUGCGCAUUGGCAUACUCAACGUUUGCUUCUCAGUGGGCGUGCCCAUUGGAAUGGCCUUCAGUGGCGUGCUGCUCAAGCAAAUCGGCUUCUAUGGCGUGUUCUCCAUUUCGGCGGCUUUCUACGUGCUGGCCUUUGUCUAUGGAUUCUUCUUUCUGGAAGAGCCAGUGGCGCGACCGGAGAAGACGGCGCCUCAGAAGAGUCUGCUGGCAGACUUCUUUGACAAGGAGCAUGUGGUGCAGACCUUCCGUGUGGCCUUCAAAAAGGGCGAGAACCAGCGACGCCAGCGCGUCAUCCUCUUGAUGAUCGUGGUGAUGGUGAUCAUUGGGCCACUGCACGGCGAGAUGGCGGUCACGUAUCUGUUCACGCGCUUCCGUUUCAACUGGUCCGAGGUGGAGUUCAGCUUCUUCUCCACGUAUGCAAUGUUUACGGGUCUCAUCGGCGUCAUCUUCUGUGUGGGCAUACUUUCGCACAAGCUGGAGAUCGAUGAUGCUCUGGUUGGCGUGCUCUCCAGCACCUCCAAGAUACUGUCGUCGUUCGUCUAUGCUUUCGCCACGCUACCCUGGCACAUGUAUCUGGGCGGCCUGGUAGAGAUCUUCAAUGGCACGGCAUUCAUAGCCAUGCGCUCGAUAGCCACCAAGCUGGUGUCCAAGGACGAGCUGGGCAAGGUCAACUCACUGUUUGGCGUCGCCGAGGCACUCAUGCCCAUGGUCUUUGCACCCAUGUAUACGACGCUGUACGCUGCAACGCUCCGGGUGCUUCCGGGCGCCUUCUUUCUACUGGGCGGUGGUCUAACCAUGUUCUCCGUGGGCAUUUUCCUCUGGAUGUAUCGCUUCCAGGUGCGACAGCGUAGCAAAGGAAAUCACACGGAUACGGAACACGGCUCCGUGAGGGAAGCGAAUGGCAAUAUAAAUGCGAUCGAGGCGCUGGCGCUGGCCAGCGAGGCCAAGGGCCAGCUGAAUGGCAUCAUUGCCAAUGUGAUACACGAAUCCUUAGAGCAUGCGGAUGCUAAUCCCACGGCAGCGGCAGCAGCAGCAGCAGCAGCAGCAGCGCCGACACCAGCAGUGACGCGGCAAAAUGGCAUCGAAAAUCACGCCUUUGUCCAGGAUGCACUGGAUGCCAAGGUCAAGGAGGCUUAGAGAGGAGGCAGCAUGGGGCCAUCCGAUUCUCCCGUCUGUUAUAUAUGUAUAUGUGUGCAUAUGUAUGUCUAUGUGUGUGUGUGCAUAUAUGUGUGUAUGUAUUUGUUGUAUAAUUAUUCUGUACCUAUUUAUUAUGCUGGCCUGCAAGUCGAACUGCGAGCCCCAUUGAAACCGCCGCCAAGUGGCUCCAACUAGAUGGAGCAGGUCGCGUAUUAUCUGUACCUACGUAUCGUACGAUCUGUAAAUUGUUUAGCUCUAAGUUCCCAAAAAACAUGUUUUUUUUUUUUUGUAUUAUUGAUUGAAUUUGCUAUGCUAUGGUUCUU